CCCAUGAGACAUAGAAUCAGUAGUAAACAACAAAAGGAAAAAAAAAAACUCUUGAUCAUUAUUAAUGGCCUCUCAUUCCCCAAAGAGAGAAGGCCCUUAUUAUCUUAAUAUUGUACUAUUCCUUACCAUUCUCAUCUCCAUCAUCAACCCUUCACACCAAGACCCUUCUUCCCCUCUCCCCCCAAUAAACCCAAGACUCACCAAAGCCUACACAGCACUCCAAGCAUGGAAACACAAGAUCACCUCAGACCCCAAAAACUUCACCUUAAACUGGUGUGGCCCCAAUGUUUGCAACUACACUGGCAUAUACUGUGCACCAGCCCUAGAUGAUCCUCACAUCUACACUGUUGCUGGAGUUGACCUAAACCAUGCCACCAUAUCUGGCUCAUUGCCAGAAGAACUUGGCCUCUUAACUGACCUAUCACUUCUCCACAUAAACUCCAACCGUUUCUGUGGUUCUCUUCCCACUAGCUUCGACAAACUUCACCUCCUCCAUGAACUUGACAUCAGCAACAACCAAUUCUCGGGACCAUUCCCCGAAGUUGUUCUUUGCAUCCCUAACUUAAAAUACUUGGAUAUCAGAUUCAACAACUUCCACGGCAACGUUCCCUCGCGCCUCUUCGAUGUCAAACUCGAUGCACUUUUCAUCAACAACAACAAUUUCCAAUUCUCGUUGCCCAAUAAUUUCGGGAACAGUACUGCUUCUGUGGUCGUGUUUGCGAACAAUGACUUAAAAGGGUGUCUUCCUUCGAGUUUGGUUAAAAUGAAGGGUACCCUUAACGAGAUUAUCAUCACCAACAGUGGCUUAACGGGGUGUUUGCCUAGUGAGAUAGGGGAUUUGGACAUGGUCACGGUGUUUGAUGUGAGCUUCAACAAGUUGGUUGGAGAACUGCCUGAGUCAUUGGGAAGAAUGAAGAAGUUGGAGCAGCUGAAUGUGGCGAAUAACGAGUUGUCUGGUGAGAUUCCUGAGAGUGUUUGCAUGUUGCCGAGGUUGGAGAAUUUCACGUACUCUUAUAACUACUUCUGCAGUGAGUCACCAACGUGUCUCAAGUUGAAGGAUAAGGAUGAUACCAAGAAUUGUAUUCCUUAUAGGCCAUUGCAAAGGUCACUGGAUGAGUGUAAGGCUUUUUAUGCACAUCCUGUUCAUUGUAGUGCCUUUGGUUGUGCAUCGCCGCCGCCGCCACCUCCUCCUCCUCCGCCGCCGCCGCCACCGGCAACUUACCACCACUAUCCCUGAGGAGCCAUGGCAGAAAUAUAAGUUUGUAAUAUUUAAUUUGCUUUUUUUUGUUCUGAGUUUGUUUCUCUAUUUUUUGGGGAUGUGAAGAUUAGUUCGGUGAAUAUCAUGAUUACAAUAUUUAGUUUUCCUUUUUGGUGAUACGUUUACAUUGUAAAAAAAAAAGUGUGAAAAUUAGCUAUUUCCACUAUUCAUUUGAAACUUGUUUAAAGGAGGUUAGGUUUGGUUUGAGAACGUUUGGGUUGUUAUGGGUCGUGACAUAUAUUCUCUAGUUACUGACGACAACAAAAAAAUGUUAAAGAAGGACUAUCAAUAGUAUCUAUUUUUUCUGCACGAGUGGAAAAGAAAGUUGAAUUC
Messenger RNA from Glycine soja, 1591 nucleotides. Its product is annotated as leucine-rich repeat extensin-like protein 6. The transcript has a single exon. Gene Ontology annotation, molecular function: protein binding. NCBI's taxonomy places the organism in Eukaryota, Viridiplantae, Streptophyta, Magnoliopsida, Fabales, Fabaceae. The coding region runs from base 65 to 1237 and encodes 390 amino acids. The record is from RefSeq and is a predicted model, not a curated record.